Messenger RNA from Hemibagrus wyckioides, 1717 nucleotides. RefSeq names its product gremlin 1b (gene grem1b). Gene Ontology annotation, biological process: animal organ morphogenesis. Gene Ontology annotation, molecular function: BMP binding; receptor ligand activity. The transcript has 2 exons. NCBI's taxonomy places the organism in Eukaryota, Metazoa, Chordata, Actinopteri, Siluriformes, Bagridae. The coding region runs from base 344 to 892 and encodes 182 amino acids. The record is from RefSeq and is a predicted model, not a curated record.
UUAGAUGGGGGCGGAAAGUUUGGGUUCUGCUCGCGUCGUGUCUGGCCAAUAAUGUGCAGAGAGCAGCCGUGAACAUCAUUUAAAAAGGAGACAGUCGGGCGCUGCUGCGAUUCCUAUUAAACCCCCCAUCAGUGUGUGUCUGCAUGUGUGUGCGUGUGUGUCAUCGGAAUGAACUCUAUACACUCUCUCCGGCACAUUUGAUCAUCUCUCAUCCACAAAUUCGGUACUGGAUUUUCUUCGGAAAGAAGGAUUGACCACACCACCCGGUCUGCACCGACUGACUCUCUUUUUCUUCGGAUAUCCCGACAUAGCUGCACUCAUUAAUCCUCGGAGCUCUGACAGAAUGAGCAGAUUGGGGCAGUUCACGUGUGCCGUGCUCUUGCUGUCGGUUUUUGUAUCCUGUGCAGCAGAAACCAGAGCCACACAGGGCGCUAUACCUAAUCCGGGCAAAAGCAAACCAAACGAGUCGGAGCGACGACAGAGCGGCUCUUCCUCAUCGUCAUCAUCCUCAUCGACGGGCAGAGGUAGAGGCUCGUCUUCCUCUGCAGAAGAGGUGCUGGAGUCAAGUCAGGAGGCGCUGCAUGUGACCGAGCGCCGAUACCUGAAGCGCGACUGGUGCAAGACACAGCCGCUGAAGCAGACCCUGCAUGAGGAAGGCUGCGUGAGCAUCACCAUCCUCAAUCGCUUUUGCUACGGCCAAUGCAACUCCUUCUACAUCCCGCGCCAUGUGCGCCGAGAGGAGGGAGCCUUCCAGUCGUGCUCGUUCUGCAAGCCCAGGCGCUUCACCACCAUGACCUACACGCUGACCUGCCCUGACCUGCAGCCGCCCACCCGCAAGAAGCGCGUGCAGCGCGUCAAGCAGUGCCGCUGCAUCUCCAUCGACCUGGACUGAAGUGUGAGAUCAACAAAAUGCUACUGUUGGGGGAACUUUAAACUUGAGGCGUUAAGUUCUGAGGACUUAUUUGAAUGAAAAGAACAAAUUAAAAGCACAUUUUAAGAAAAUAAAAAGGAGGAGCACUGAUACGGCGCAAUCAGACGAACUCCAGCCAAGCGCUCCAUCAUGGACACAACACGCAAUUCAUCAUGCAUACAAACUUCCCUUAGUUAUCACAUAGUUUCUCGAUUCACACUCCAAAUCUCCGCCUUACCCAAGCACUAAACAUAUACAUGUGUUAUUUUCCUCACUUUUGAUUGCCGAUUGAUUUUAAAAGGAGCACAAAUGUGCGCAAAACAAGGCGACACGCAAACACAGCACCAUUUUGCAUCUUUUUGGAAACAUUUUGGGACCUUAGAGCCUAAUCAUGUAAUAUAGGUAUUAAUAUGUAAUAAUGUAACAGCCUGUUUAUUUCUGUUAGUGCUGGAAGGUGUUUUUUCCACCAUGUGGAAAUUAGUGGUGAUCUAAUAGGACAGGUAAAGAAGACUUUUUUUUUAUUUAAUAUGACAGAAAGAACGCUUGUAUAAUAGCAGGUGUAUUAUAUUGUCCGUUUGUUGUGAAUUUUGUUUUGUGGACAUUUUUAAGUUCCAAUUAUUAUAAUAAGACCUGCGUGAAAAUAACAUCUUAAACCUAAAACACUUAGUAUAUGAUUUAUUUAAAAGUAAAUCUUGCAAAAAGGGUACAGGACUUGUUUAUAAUGUAAGUAUUGCUGUCCAUUCUGUUUACAAUUCUUUCUACAUGACUGUUUAAUGGGAUUGCUGCUUUAUCUUGACUGUAGGCCUA